Messenger RNA from Chelonoidis abingdonii (Abingdon island giant tortoise), 5568 nucleotides. It is a transcript of the gene GLYCTK, whose product is annotated as glycerate kinase. Gene Ontology annotation, cellular component: cytoplasm. Lineage: Eukaryota; Metazoa; Chordata; Testudines; Testudinidae. Gene Ontology annotation, molecular function: glycerate kinase activity. Gene Ontology annotation, biological process: protein phosphorylation. The record is from RefSeq and is a predicted model, not a curated record.
ACUAGGACUAUCAUUGGUUCCGCUGCAUUGCUAUUAGCUCUGGUAUAGACCAGACUCUGGUGACUUCUGGAGAUCUUACCAUCUUGUUAGUUCAAUAGGAGUCUCACUAGUGGUAAUGCUGCUGUUUAACUGGUUAUAGCAUCUGGCAUAGGUGAGAUCUUAGAGAUUAACAGGGUGGAAGGGAAGGAAAGGGGGAAGCAAGCUCCCGUUGCAUUCUCAUCUUCCUGGGUGACCCACCAAGCGAGCUCCUUUAGGCCCUCUUCCCUCCACCCCUGUUAUUUCACUUUGAAAUGCUGCCGCCCUCAGCACUUAGCAAAUCCUUGUUAUUUCUCUCAAGCCCUUGUUCCACCAUGGGGUUCAAUCAGCAUGCACAGGCUGCUUUGACUAUCAAAGUCUUGGGUUUGGAGGCUCUUAAUGGGGGCUCUGGGUUUGAGCUGCUCAGUGGCGGAAAGAGGCACUGCAUUGAUCUGAGCUCAGAGGUGCUUUAAGAGGGCCUCACUCUCUUAAUUAUUAAACCCUUGCUACCUUGUGGGAGUGUUUUGAUAAAGAGACCUCUGGACUCUUGAGCUCUCCUGGAAGAGCAUUCACUUGUGCAUUCUCUGGAGGAAGACACAACUGCAAGGUAAUUCUAACCCAUAUCCCCUGUGACAGGGUGUACAAGUCAUUCAGUGCCUCCAGCAGGGUACCUCAGCCUUGCUACCUCUCAUCCCAGUAAUGGCCCAGCUCUGAAUCAGACAGUGGUGUGGUUUUCCUGGGUGAAUUCCCAGCAGGGAGAGGCUCCGUGUGUCGAGGCAGCCAAGUGUCACUAAGCCUGCCAGGGCUCAGAUCCUGAAAAGGCUGAGUUACUCUCACGAGAGGCAGAGACAAGAGUUUUGCCAGCUGGAACCCAGAACAGGGCCUGCUUGAGACAGAAGAGCUGCCAUGUGUCCUUUGUUUGGGGUUUACUGAUUGCUAAACUGCAUGAAGGGAAUUUGGCCAGAGACGUGGCUGGGUUUUCUGGUUUUGUUUGUCUGGGCCGGCCAUGAAUUCUCCCUCAGGCUGCUCGCACCCAACUCUUUAUUGUGUUGGGGAAUAAAAUGUCCUUUUUUCCCCCCCUAAACAGAGACCAUCUCACAAAAUAGGGUGGCCAUUUCCUCUGUGGGAUCUGCCCCCGAGUGUAUUCAGGCUGAUGCUCUCUUGAACUCUGCUUGUUAUGUUCCCUGUUUAGUCGAUCAUUGUUAUUUCUGAGCGCUUGUUCACAUACCACAUUACUUCCAAGGCAAGCUAUGGUGUGACUCUACGGUACACCAGCAUGCUGUGCAGCAGCUUGCCUUGUGACCACAGCCAUGGUGCAGUAACAGUCCCAGAGUGCUGCAUUCUAGGACUUUCACUGUGCUGUAGCGAUGUCCACAUGGUGAGGUGGUGAAAGUGGGGUGCUGUGGUGCCGGACUCGCACCCAGCAAAGCUGGGCUUAUUUCCUAGCUUUGCCACAGACUCCCUUUGUGACCCUGGGCAAGUCACUUAGCCACUCUGUGCCUCGGUUGCCCAUGUGUCAAAUGGAGAUAAUAGCACUUCCCUGCCUCCUGGGGAUGUUAUGAGGUCACAUUAAUUAAUGACGGUGAGGUGCUUAGCUGCUAUGAAGAUGGAGGGGGCAUAAACAUAUCUGGGUAGAUUAUGCGUGAAACAGAGUUCUCUCUAACUUCCUCAGUGUAGUGACGUUACAGUGUCCCUCUGGUGUUUGUUAGACACACAUAGUUGUUCAGUGCUGUUCUUGGAGCUCCAAUGUCAGCUGCACUAGCAGACAGUGCAGCAUGUUCAUCCAGCAGACCUUGAUGUUUGCAAAGAAAGACCACAGCUCAGUUCAGUGGUGAAGGCACUCAGCCAGGUUGGAUAUGGCUGGCUGACCGACUGCUAAGAGACAGCGAGGGCCAGACAUGACCUCAGCUCUCAAGGCCCUGCCCAACAUCCAUGGAGCCUGCAUGAUCUCAGCCUGUCGGGGCCAACCAUCUCACCCGCGCAGUAUGUCCCUCUGGGAGCACGGGCUGCACCUCUUCCGCAGCGCCGUGGGUGUCGUCCUGCCGGCCCCCAUGCUGAGAAGGGCCCUGGUGCUCAAAACAGACGGCUGCCCCAGGCUGGUUGUGAAGGACCGGGCUUUCCCUGUGAAGAGGAACCUGUAUCUGGUGGGCUUCGGGAAGGCUGUGCUGGGAAUGGCGGCUGUGGCAGAGGAGAUCCUCGGGGACCACCUAAUUCAGGGGGUUGUCAGCGUCCCCCAUGGCAUCCGGGCAUGCCUGCAGCAGGCGGGAAUGGAGGAGAUGUUUCUGAAGCCUCACAGCAGGAUCCAGGUCAUAGAAGGAGCUAAGCACAACCUCCCUGACAGAGAGGCUCUGAGAGCAGCCAGCAUGAUUCGGGAGCUGGCUGAAGGACUGACAGCUGACGACCUCCUCCUUGUGCUAAUCUCAGGAGGUGGAUCGGCCCUACUCCCUGCUCCUACUCCUCCGAUCCUCUUGGAAGAGAAAGAGAAGGUCACCAAGCUUCUGGCUUCCAGAGGAGCUACCAUACAGGAGCUCAACACUAUCCGGAAAGCUCUUUCUUUGUUGAAAGGUGGAGGGUUGGCUCGGGCUGCAUAUCCUGCACAAGUGCUAAGCCUCAUCCUCUCUGAUGUCAUUGGCAACCCAGUGGACAUUAUUGCAAGUGGCCCCACUGUCUACAGUUCCCCCAGUGUUCAAGGCUGCCUUCAGAUAAUGACAAAAUACAACUUGAUGAGCACCUUGCCCAGAUCUGUGGAAACAGUGCUGUCCAGCUCCGUCUCAGAUCCCAGUGGUCCGAAAGACUAUUCUCAUGUCUACAAUGUUGUCAUUGGCUCAAACAGUUUAGCUUUAGAGGAGGCCAAACACCAAGCAGAGGAUUUGGGCUACUGGACCCUGAUUUUGAGUGCAGGGGUGUGUGGGGAGGUCAGCAGAGUGGCCAAACUCUACAGCCAGCUUAUUCAGUUUGUUUGCUUGAGCACAGCUGGACUUGGAGAAGAUCCUCUAAGAGACCAGGUGAGAGGAGAUCUUCUAAAGCUGGCAGCAGAGCUCGAGAUCCCAGGUUUGAACCUUGUGGACUCUUUGAAGGCUUUGCAAGGAUUGGAGUCUGAAAGAUGGGUUUGCCUGCUGGCUGGUGGAGAGACCACAGUCCAGCUUCAAGGAAAUGGGAAGGGUGGGAGGAACCAGGAGUUGGCCUUACAGGUGGCAUUGGAGUUACACCGAGCUAAGGCCACUGGGGCUGGCUACGUCCUUGGGAAAUGUGAAGUCCUGUUCCUCAGUGGUGGGACUGAUGGACAAGAUGGGCCAACAGAGGCAGCUGGUGCCUUCUCUAGCCAGGAACUGGUGGAUAAGGCUGCUCAGGAAGGUCUCGAUGUGGAGACUUUUCUGAGCAACAAUGACUCCUACACAUUCUUCAGUAAGUUCCGAAAUGGACAUCACCUUUUGCUGACUGGUUUAACAGGCACCAAUGUCAUGGACAUCCAGGCUAUUUUAAUUAGGGCUAGAAACAGAUAAGGAGAGCACCUCUGCAAACUCCUCAGUUGUUUUUAAUUAGAGGCAUUGGUGAAAAAUGAGGGUACCAAUGUUCUGGACAAAUCCAGACUGCUUAAAUUUUAGGCACAGCUGGCGAGGGCACUAAUAUCAUGACUGUAAAAGCUACAUUAGUGAGGCACGUGGGUGGGUUACCAUAACCAUGUUCAAUCUGUUAAUUAAGAUCAGAGUAAGGUAAAAAACACCAGAAUUAUGAGCAUUGGGGCUGCAUUAAAACCUUCCAGCCGAAGAACCACUAACAUACUGAAUUUUGGCUGUGGUUAGAAAGAAUUCAGGAAUGCAGGGCUGAUGACUGGCAGGCAAAUAAGGCUGGGAUUUAUAAAGGCGUCUUAGGGAGUUUGAGUUCAAAUGGGAUUGUUGGACAUCUGACGCCCAGCCUAAAGCGCUAGGUUGCUAUUGUAACUCUUAUUCCAUACAAAGCUAACAAGGUAUAUUAGACUAGUCCAUAGGGCCCUAAAUCCAGUGCACUCCAAGUUCAGCGGAGAUGAGCACAUGGCGUCAGUUUAACCUUUGGUCUUGGAUACAUGGCAAAAACACACCGGGCUGUGGUAUUAACACCAUGUUAGGUGAAGAACGGUGUGAACCAUGAUUCAGAUGCACUGGUGCAGAAACCAUCUGAACAUGAGACCUUCUCCCCAGCUGUGUAACCUUCUGUGCCCUGGUGUGGUGACAUUUCCGUCCCAUGGUUGAUAUUUCAUGGGGUAGCACGCUGCAGUGUGUGUGUGUAUGCUACAGGCAUUCAGAGUAUUACCGCCAAACCAGUCAGAAAGCAAUACAGUCUCCAGUCUGAGUCAUUGACCUUUUUACUGUAUAAAGUCGCUAGUCGCUGUCAUUCUGAUUAACUCCUCUAACUCCAUAGAACAAAAGGCCACAAAAUCUGUAAAUUCAACUCUCCUGACCCCUAUUGCUGCACUGAUCAAAGGGCAAAGCGGCUGGGGCCAUUGCUCUGUCAAACAGCAGAUCCCUCCAGCCUCUGGGACAAUGUGGAGCACCAGCUACUUCAGCUUUGUCAUAAAUUAAAAUCAGAUCCUGCCUUGCUAUACUCAGCUCAGUUCCCAACGUGACACCAGGGGCCAGGUUUUUCAAGAAGCACAGCAAUCAACGUCUUCAUCUCUUAUGAAGAUCUGGCCACUUAUUGCAGUGCCUAAGUGGGAGCUGAGCUUGCUUGAAAUUCCAGCUCUGAUUUAAAACAUUUGAUUCAGAUGGUUGCAGACGGAUGUAGCUGUGCCAUGUGGCUGAUCUAACUUUGCAAUUUAAGUAUACCAUCCUAUUAAUACCAUAAACAGUGAAAUCAUUGUACAGUCAUGCUGAGCAAGGCUCAAAGAGGGACCGGACAUUUAUAAUGAUAACAAGAAUAGUUAAUGCUAAUAUUAUUUUUGGAGGGCAUAUAAAACAUUAUGCUUUUUGGUUUUAAAUCAAUCUCUAUGCAAUAGAGAUUAGGAUUGGAUCUACAUAUCUACUGAGUGAUUUCUUGCGCCUUCCUCUGAGGCAUCUGGGCUCUGGUAACUAUCGGAGACAAGAUCCUGGAUCUUGAGUCUGAUCUAGUCUGGCAGAUCCUGUGUUCUGAUGUGUUAUCUUGUGAUUAAGGCAUAGAUUUGGGAACUAGACGAGCUAGAUCCUAUCCCAGCUCUGCUAACACUCCCAUUUAUAAGCUUAGACAAGUCACUAACAAUCUGAGGCUCAAUUUCUUCUGUAACAUGGGGGUGACCAUCUUUACCUACAUCCCAGGGGGUUUGUGAGGCUAAAUUUGCUAGUGGUUGCAAAGUGCUUUGAAACCCACUGCUGGAAGGUGCUAGAGACCUAGAACAUAUGAUAAACUGGAGGCAUGAAUACGUCAGGGUGCAGACUGUGGAGGGAAGUUUGUGUGUUUUUGAAGGUUUCUCAGUGGAGUGGAGAAUGUCAUUUGAAUUUCCCUGUGUGUGUGGCACCUACCAUAGUGGGAUCCUGAUCUGAUUGGGGUCCCUGUGCAUGACUGCCAUGAAAAUAGCAUGAAUAAAUGCAAAGGGAAAAUGAA